AACCCCACAAGUGACAAGUCACUUCCCUCUCUCCCCUGUCUCUUCCCUUUUGGAAUUCGUUUCCCAAAACCUUACUACUACUACUUAUAGUACCGCAUUUUCUUUUUACCUUUUCUUCUUCACUUACUAUUAUUAUUCACUACAGCCACCAACUAAUACUAAUGACCAAGAAUCAAUGAGUGCUAACUCUUCAUGGCAGCACCUUCAAAUUCAAAGAUUGAGUUCUUGGUGUGGCUGUCGCAAGUCAUGGGAGGCCUCUGUUCGAGGUCCACAGAGGAUGAUCCCGUGUUCAUCACCGCCGAUGCUCCUCCCGAUAAUAAGGUCGCCGUUUUCACCACCGCGCCUCAGAGAAUGGAGAGGACUCUUCCAGAACCUUCUCGAACCAUUACGGAUGAAGAUUUCUACGACGGAAUUCCGCGCUUCGCCGAUGAUUCUUUGCCUCACAAGUCUAGGUCUAAGGUCUCAGAGGUGAGUUCACGCCUGGGCAGAGCUGGUACUAUUGGACUUGGGAAGGCAGUAGAGGUUCUGGACACUCUUGGGAGUAGCAUGACAAAUUUAAAUGCUGGCAGUGGCUUUGUUUCUGGAGCUGCAAUAAAGGGGAAUGAAAUUUCUAUCUUAGCAUUUGAGGUUGCAAACACAAUUGUCAAAGGUUAUAAUCUUCUGCAAUCUCUUUCCACUAAAAGUAUCAGGCAUUUAAAAGAAGAGGUGCUUCUUUCAGAGGCUGUGCAAGAUUUAGUAUCAAAGGAUAUAGAUGAACUUCUUAGGAUUGUUGCUGCGGACAAGAGGCAGGAGUUGAAAGUUUUUUCUGAUGAGGUGAUUCGUUUUGGAAAUCGUUCAAAGGAUCCUCAGUGGCACAACUUAGACCGUUACUUUGAGAAGAUUAACAAAGAACUAAAUGCGCAAAGACUGUCAAGAGAUGAGGCAGAAUCAAUAAUGCAACAAUGGAUGACUUUGGUUCAGUUUACAGCUGAAUUGUACCAUGAAUUACAUGCUUUGGAUAGAUUUGAACAAGAUAUUCAGCGUAAGUGUGAAGAGGAGGAUCAAAGAGGCGAUAACCUUGCAUUCUUGAGGGCGGAAAUUAAAAGUCAAAAGAAGCAAAUUAAGCAUUUAAAGAAAAAAUCCCUCUGGUCUAGAAGUUUGGAGGAGGUUAUGGAGAAGCUUGUAGACAUUGUCCAUUUUUUGCAUUCAGAGAUAAGCAAUGCCUUUGGCAGUGCAGAUAGCCACAAACCAUUAAUUGGACUCAAGAGCAAUCGCCAAAGAUUGGGCCCUGCAGGACUUGCUUUGCAUUAUGCAAACAUGGUGCUUCAAAUUGAUACUCUUGUAGCCAGAUCCAGUUCUAUGCCUGCAAAUACAAGGGAUGCAUUAUAUCAAAGCUUGCCUCCUAAUAUAAAAUUAGCUCUGCGUUCCAAAUUACCGUCAUUUCAUAUUGCAGAAGAGCUAACUGUAGCAGAUAUCAAAGAUGAGAUGGAGAAAACAUUACAUUGGUUGGUUCCAAUGGCCACUAACACAUCCAAAGCACAUCAUGGAUUUGGUUGGGUAGGGGAGUGGGCAAACACAGGCUCUGAGUUAAACAGGAAGACCUUGCAGACUGGUGUAAUACGGAUCGAGACAUUCUACCAUGCAAAUAAGGACAAAGUAGAAUAUUAUAUUCUUGAACUUCUUUUAUGGCUUCAUCGCUUGGCCAUCAGAAAUAAGGCUGGCAGUGAUGGCAAAGUGAGGCCUGCCAUCAAGUCCCCUGCUGGUGCUGCCUUGCAAAAGACAGAUAAGCACUCUGCAAAUGCACUUUUACCAUUGUUAACAAUCGAUGAGCAAAAGAUGUUGCAGGAUGUAAAUAGGAAAUUACCAAUUAGACGGAUCAGUAAAAGCUUGGACUUGGACAGUAUGAAGAUUGGAUUCAGGGAGAACUGCAGACUGACCAAGAGUAGCAGUCAUUCGUCAAGUAAAAGCAAGGAAAUAUCUUUUAAUAGAAUUUUAUCUAAGCUUCCUGUGAUUGAUUUUGAUAUUGACAAAGAAAGAGCAUUGAACGUGAUCGACAGACUGGAUGUGGUCAGAUAAUUUGCAAGUUUGCCUGAUUUGCCUUGGAAAUGAAUGGAAAGUAAUAUCUACACACGCGGACAUGUACCUCACUCUUUCUGCAAGUGUUGAAUGCCAUAUUUUCGCGGCACCUUUGUUACCCUGGGAUUCAAGUGGUUUCAAUGGGGUGCCUUGUUUCGGUGAAGCCCCACAAGAGAAUGUAGAUAUCAUCUUUAUAUGGCACAAGGUAGAUAGUUGUUGAGACGAUAGGCAUUCAUGCUUCUAUGUGACUGCGAAGUCCACUUAGUAUAGGAGCGGGGUGGACCCUGGUUCAUUCUUGAGAGUGUAUAUACUUGAGGUGAUGUGGAUAUAGUGCCCAUCGUUUUGCAAAGCUUUGAUUUUUGUGGGUUUUGUUACAUGCCCACUAGCCAAUCUAGAAACCUUUUUCGGGAAUAUAGUUCCUUUUGUGAUAGAUUUUAGACUACAUCAAUGAUAACACGAGGGCUUGUUUAG
Messenger RNA from Abrus precatorius (Indian licorice), 2526 nucleotides. RefSeq lists its product as uncharacterized. Lineage: Eukaryota; Viridiplantae; Streptophyta; Magnoliopsida; Fabales; Fabaceae. The record is from RefSeq and is a predicted model, not a curated record. The transcript is spliced from 12 exons. Bases 193 to 2055 code for a protein of 620 amino acids. Gene Ontology annotation, biological process: positive regulation of growth.